UCGUCACGUUAGACAUUUCAUUAAAUAAAUUCACUCAAAUAUUUCAUAGAAAAGUUACGUAUGGAUUAUUGACAAUAGCUAUCGACAUCGAGCGCAAUCGAGUUGUUUCGCUUCUGCAACUUGAGAUGUCUACAUUACGUACACGAAAACUAGCUCCACCAAUCGUUCUUCUAUACCGUAUGGUGUACUAUAUGUAUAUAGUAAGCGAAUGAAACUAUGAAUAUGAAUUAGCACGGCGAUAAAAAAAAAUCGAUAAACAUCGACUCGGACAAGUUACACUUAAAUAACAUGCUACCAUUACACGAAUAAUUGAUAGGAUAACCUUCGAGAUUAGGGAUAUUAAAUAUUUUUGGAAAUAUGGGGGACGCGGUUCACGGAAAAAUCCUAUUCGUAAAAAUGUGCGAAAUGUGUCAUAGCAGUGAUCAAGGUGGUAGACACAGAGUAGGUCCAAAUCUUUACGGAAUUAUGGGCAAAAUCUGCGGCACUACUCCUGGUUUCAACUACACCAAAUCAAUGAAAGAAAAAGGUAUCGUAUGGAACGAGACCACGUUAGACGAAUACUUGGAAUUCCCCAGGACUUUUAUCCCCGGUACAAGAAUGGUAUUCAACGGUAUAAGAAAAGCGGAAGAUCGGAAAGACAUAAUUGCUUAUUUAGCAACGUUGAAAUGAAAAUGACGAAAAGUGCAUGCUUCGUGCGAAAUAAUCUACAAUAAAUAAUGUACAGUAUUAAAAGAAUGUAUCAUCUACACCUAAAGCGUUAAUUUUUAACGACUCGAAUCAGAGCCCAUUUUAUAGUAAACGUUUACCAUGUAUUUACUAUUUAUAAAUAGAUCGGAUGCACAAGUAUUCGAUUUCACUUUUAU
This is a messenger RNA of Hylaeus volcanicus, 863 nucleotides long. RefSeq names its product cytochrome c iso-1/iso-2-like. The record is from RefSeq and is a predicted model, not a curated record. Gene Ontology annotation, molecular function: electron transfer activity; heme binding. The transcript is spliced from 2 exons. NCBI's taxonomy places the organism in Eukaryota, Metazoa, Arthropoda, Insecta, Hymenoptera, Colletidae. Bases 358 to 669 code for a protein of 103 amino acids.